Passer montanus (Eurasian tree sparrow) is the source of this 1437-nucleotide messenger RNA. RefSeq lists its product as uncharacterized. The coding region runs from base 132 to 773 and encodes 213 amino acids. The transcript is spliced from 3 exons. Lineage: Eukaryota; Metazoa; Chordata; Aves; Passeriformes; Passeridae. The record is from RefSeq and is a predicted model, not a curated record.
UUAUAGCCCUAGUCCCCUCCACCUCCCCUACCAGUGGCGCUUUCACUGUGUUCCUACCUUGGAAGAAGGAAAGGGGACCCUUUCAAAAAGAAGUAGGGCUAAAUUGCAAGCUUUAGGUGGACCCUAUUCAAAUGGCUCAACAGACUAGCCUGAGAGCCCUGGGUCCCCCUGGGGAAGGGGAUGCUGCAGCAGACAGCCAAACCCAGCAGCCUGCCAGACCUCGGAGAGCUAGAUCCCGGAGAAGAAGGUGUAGACAGGCAGCUCCUGCAUCCCAAGGAGAAGAUAAACCUAAGACCUUUCAAGUUUACAAAUUUAGCAGUCAUUCCCCACCUGUAAGUGAUCACUGCAAUGGUGGAAGCUCUCGGAGUCCUGCGCUGCCUGAUGAUGGAGAUGUUAUGGGAAUGAUGGCUAGGGCUGCUGGAUACUGGGGGAGGCGAGAAACUCCUCAGUGUUGGGUCAGAGGCUGCACUUGUGCUUGUUCAAAGGCUGAAAGAGAAGAAGGCCAUCCUUCCAGGAGCCGUGUGCUGCCAUGUGAUCUAGACGAAGAUGACAGCUCCACCUCCAUGAUAAGAGAGGGAUUAUUUUCAGUGGCUGAAGAUGCUGAUGGCAGCACUGAGGACACUGGGACAGCCAGAUCUUGGGCUGGUGCUAGAAGUGAUGAUGGUCCCAGGAGCUUAGCAGAGGAGUAUUCACUGGUUCCCAUAAGCAGACGAAAGCAAUAUUCUGCCCAGACUUUUCAUGAUGCAGUAGAAAGAUUUUUGAGAGGGUUCUGAGCUUUGGCACAUCCAUUUUGAAUUUGGGAGCCAAAUCUGUGGAGAUGCAAAUGCCUGUCAUCAUGUGCACAGUUUAUUGUAAUACAGGUUGAAGCCUGCAGAAAAGCCAUGAAGGUUCAAACAGAGUAAAGCUCAGUAUAUUGCUCUUAGAUUGAUAGACAGCUAGAAAGUUAUUUGCAUUCCAGUUUUGUCUCCUUGAUAUGUGUUGCUGCCUUCUUCAGGAGCUUAAAAACCUUUAGUAAUCAUAAGGCAUUAAAAAUGGAAAAAUUACUUUGACUCUAAGCUAAUGUAAUGACUAUUUCUUUUGCAAUGUUAAGAGAGAGGCAAAAUGCAGCUUUUUUAUUAUUUCUCUGCAAUAGAGUCUCUAUUUAAUAGCUUCUUGAAGAUAUUUGAAAUUCAAAGCCUUUGUUUAUGCUAGAAUUUCUUUGCACUAAAUGCUUUAAUUUACCCUAUAGAGGCCUAGAGGGUUUGGUAUUUUUUUUGUGUGUGUUUUUUUUUCUUUAACUUGAUCUAAAUCUAAAAAUUGUAUUCUGCUGCAUAUAUUAGAUUAUUCAUAUAUAAGCAGUUAUGUAUGAUAAUGUGAGAUAGCUAGAGCACAACCUGCUUAAAAAGUCUCACACCCUUUAGCUGUUAACUUGUCACAUGAAUUAAAAAUAAAAAAAAU